Carlito syrichta (Philippine tarsier) is the source of this 6532-nucleotide messenger RNA. It is a transcript of the gene IGF2R, whose product is annotated as insulin like growth factor 2 receptor. Gene Ontology annotation, molecular function: insulin-like growth factor binding; signaling receptor activity; D-mannose binding. Gene Ontology annotation, biological process: lysosomal transport. The annotation marks the transcript as partial. Gene Ontology annotation, cellular component: plasma membrane; trans-Golgi network; late endosome. The transcript is spliced from 44 exons. Lineage: Eukaryota; Metazoa; Chordata; Mammalia; Primates; Tarsiidae. The record is from RefSeq and is a predicted model, not a curated record.
AUGAGGGAGACAGGUAAGCACAGUUACACAUGGGAAGCUGUUGAUACCAAAAAUAAUGUACUUUAUAAAAUCAAUGUCUGUGGAAAUGUGAAUAUUGCCCAGUGUGGGUCAUCAAGUGCUGUUUGUAUGUUCGACUUGAAGACAAGCAGCUAUCAUUCAGUGGGCGACUCACUUUUGAAAAGUGCAACCAAAUCUCUUCUGGAGUUCAACACGACAGUGAGCUGUAAGCAGCAAAGCUCAAACCACAGAAUCCAGAGUAGCAUCACAUUCCUGUGUGGGAAAACCCUGGGAACUCCUGAAUUUGUAACUGCAACAGGAUGUGUGCACUACUUUGAGUGGAGGACCACUGCAGCCUGCAAGAAAGACAUAUUUAAAGCCAAGAAGGAGGUGCCAUGCUAUGCAUUCGAUGCAGAGCUGAGGAAGCAUGACUUAAACCCGCUGAUCAAGCUCAGCGGUGGCUACUUGGUGGAUGACUCUGAUCCGGACACUUCUCUCUUCAUCAAUGUUUGUAGAGACAUAGAUUCACUGCGGGACCCCAGUUCACAGUUGCGGGCCUGUCCCCCCGGCACUGCUGCCUGCCUGGUAAGAGGAGACCAGGUGUUCGACGUUGGCCAGCCCAAGGAAGGCCUGAAGCUAGUGCGCAAGGACAGGCUUGUCCUGAGUUACGUGAAGGAAGAGGCAGAAAAGCCAGAUUUCUGUGAUGGUCACAGCCCAGCAGUGACUGUUACAUUUGUUUGCCCGUCAGAGCGGAGAGAGGGCACCAUUCCCAAACUCACUGCUAAAUCCAAUUGCCGCUAUGAAGUUGAGUGGGUUACCGAGUAUGCCUGCCACAGAGAUUAUCUGGAAAGCAAAAACUGUUCUCUGAGCAAUGAGCAGCAGGAUAUCGCCAUAGACCUUCAGCCUCUAACCAAGAGCAAAGGUUCCUACUAUAUGGUAGAUGGAAAAGAAUAUACAUUUUAUUUGAAUGUCUGUGGGGAAACUGAAAUACCGAUCUGUGCUAAGAAAGAAGCUACAGUUUGCCAAGUGAAGAAGAGCGAUUCCACGCAGGUCAAAGCGGCAGGAAGAUACCAGAAUCAAACGCUCCGGUACUCGGAUGGAGACCUCACCCUGAUCUAUUCCGGGGGCGACGAGUGUAGCUCCGGCUUCCAGCGUAUGAGCGUCAUCAACUUCGAGUGCAACAAGACCGCGGGUAAUGAUGGGAAAGGAGCGCCUAUGUUCACUGGGGAGGUUGACUGCACCUACUUCUUCACAUGGGACACGAAAUACGCCUGUGUUAAAGAGAAGGAAGACCUCCUCUGUGGUGCCACUGAUGGGAAGAAGCGCUACGACCUGUCGGCGCUGGCCCGCCAUGCAGAACCAGAACAGAAUUGGGAGGCCGUGGAUGGCAGCAAGACAGAAACAGAAAAGAAGCAUUUUUUCAUCAAUAUCUGUCACAGAGUGCUGCAGGAGGGCAAGGCGAAAGGCUGUCCUGAGGAUGCGGCGGUGUGCGCAGUGGAUAAGAAUGGAAGUAAAAAUCUGGGAAAAUUUAUUUCUUCCCCUACAAAAGAGAAAGGAAACAUUCAACUCUCUUACUCAGAUGGGGACGAUUGUGGUUCCAACAAGAAAAUAAGAACUAAUAUCACACUUGUUUGCAAGCCAGGCGAUCUAGAAAGUGCUCCAGUGUUGAGAACUUCGGGGGACGGCGGCUGCUUCUACGAGUUUGAGUGGCACACGGCUGCUGCCUGUGUGCUCUCCAGGACGGAAGGCGACAACUGCACGGUCUUUGACUCCCAGGCAGGGUUUUCUUUUGAUUUGUCACCUCUCACAAAGAAAAACGGUGCCUACAAAGUUGAGACGAAGAAGUAUGACUUCUACAUAAAUGUUUGUGGUACAGUGUCUGUGGAAUCCUGUCAGCCAGACUCAGGGGCAUGUCAGGUGGCAAAAAGUGACAGGAAGACUUGGAACUUGGGACUGAGCAACGCAAAACUGUCAUAUUAUGAUGGGAUGAUCCAGCUGAACUACAGAGAUGGCACACCCUAUAAUAAUGAGAGGCACACGCCCAGAGCUACGCUGAUCACUUUCCUUUGUGAUCGAGAUGCCGGAAUAGGCUUCCCUGAAUAUCAGGAAGAGGAUAACUCCACCUACAACUUCCGGUGGUACACCAGCUAUGCCUGCCCAGAGGAGCCCCUGGAGUGCGUGGUGACUGACCCCUCCACGCUGGAGCAGUAUGAUCUCUCCAGUCUCGCAAAAUCUGAAGGUGGCCGUGGAAGUAACUGGUAUGCCAUGGAUAACGCGGGGGAGCAUGUCACAUGGAGAAAAUACUACAUCAACGUGUGUCGGCCUCUGAAUCCAGUGCCAGGCUGUGAUCGCUACGCGUCAGCUUGUCAGAUGAAAUAUGCGCGAGAUCAAGGUUCCUUUACUGAGGUGAUCGCCAUCAGUAACCUGGGAAUGGCGAAGACGGGCCCUAUGGUGGAGGACAGCGGUAGCCUCCUCCUGGAAUACGUGAAUGGCUCAGCCUGUACUACCAGCGAUGGCAGGCGGACCACCUAUACCACAAGGAUCCAUCUGGUCUGCUCCAGGGGCCUACUGAACAGCCACCCCAUCUUCUCUCUCAACUGGGAGUGUGUGGUCAGUUUCCUGUGGAACACAGAGGCUGCCUGUCCUAUCCAGACAAUGACGGACACAGACGAGGCUUGCUCUAUAAGGGACCCCAACAGUGGAUUUGUGUUUAACCUUAACCCACUAAACACUUCUCAAGGAUAUGUGGUCUCCGGCAUUGGGAAGACUUUUGUGUUUAAUGUCUGCGGCACGAUGCCAGUCUGCGGGACCAUCGAGGGAAAACCUGCUUCCGGCUGCGAGGCAGAAACCCAGACCGAAGAGCUGAAGAAUCUGAAGCCGGCAAGGCCAGUCGGAGUCGAGAAAAGCCUCGAGCUGUCCACUGAGGGCUUCCUCACUCUGACUUACAAAGGACCCCCCUUUGCCACCAGAGGUUCCAAUGAUGCUUUCAUCAUCCGCUUUCUUUGCAAUGAUGACAUCUACCCAGGAACCCCUAGAUUCCUGCAUCAAGACAUCGACUCUGGGCGAGGGAUCCGAAACACUUACUUUGAGUUUGAGACUGCGUUGGCCUGUGUUCCUUCUCCAGUGGACUGCCAAGUCACCGACACGGCUGGAAAUGAGUAUGAUCUAAGUGGUUUAAGCACAGUCAGGAAGCCUUGGACCGCUGUCGACACCUCAGUUGAUGGGAAGAAGAGGACGUUCUACUUGAGCGUUUGCAAUCCUCUCCCAUACAUUCCUGGAUGCCAUGGCAGCGCAGUGGGAUCCUGCUUGGUGUCAGAAGACAACAGCUGGAACCUAGGCGUGGUGCAAAUCAGCCCUCAAGCUGCAGCGAAUGGAUCCCUGAGCAUCGUGUAUGUCAAUGGGGACAAGUGUGGGAACCAGCGCUUCUCCACCAGGAUAACAUUCGAGUGUGCCCAGAUAUCGGGCUCGCCAACGUUUCAGCUUUUGGAUGACUGUGAGUACGUGUUUGUCUGGAGAACUGUGGAAGCCUGUCCUGUUGUAAGAGUGGAAGGGGACAACUGUGAGGUGAGAGACCCCAGACAUGGCAACUUGUAUGACCUGAAGCCUCUGGGUCUCAGUGAUGUCACUGUGCGUGCUGGCGAGUACACCUAUUACUUCCGCGUCUGUGGGAAGCUCUCUUCACCAGUCUGUCCCACCAGCGACAGGUCCAAGGUGGUCUCAUCAUGCCAGGAAAAGCGGGAGCCGCAGGGAUUUCAAAAAGUGGCAGGUCUCCUUACUCAGAAGCUGACUUACGAAAACGGAUUAUUAAAAAUGAACUACACUGGGGGGGACACUUGCCAUAAGGUCUAUCAGCGCUCAACGACCAUCUUCUUCUACUGCGACCACAGCACUCAGAAGCCAGUUUUUCUAAAGGAGACUUCGGAUUGUUCCUACUUGUUUGAGUGGCGAACGCAGUAUGCUUGCCCACCUUUCGAUGUGACCGAGUGUUCAUUCAAAGAUGGGGCUGGCAACUCCUUCGACCUCUCAUCCCUGUCACGGUACAGUGACAACUGGGAAGCCAUCACCGGGACAGGGGCCACCGAACACUAUCUCAUCAAUGUUUGCAAGUCUCUGGCCCCACAGGCUGGCACUGAGCCAUGCCCUCCAGAAGCGGCCGCGUGUCUGCUGAGUGGCUCCAAGCCCAUGAACCUCGGCAGGGUGAGAGAUGGGCCUCAGUGGACAGAUGAUGUCAUUGUCCUGAAGUAUGUCGACGGGGACUUAUGUCCAGACCAGAUUCGGAAGAAGUCAGCCACCAUCCGCUUCACCUGCAGUGAGAAACAGGUGAACUCUAGGCCCAUGUUCAUCAGCGCUGUGGAGGACUGUGAGUACACCUUCUCCUGGCCCACGGCCGCGGCCUGUCCUGUGAGGAGCAAUGUGCAUGACGACUGCCAGGUCACUAACCCCAGUACAGGACAUCUGUUUGAUCUGACUUCUUUGAGUGGCAGAGUGGGAUUCACAGCCGCCUACAGUGAGAAGGGGCUCGUUUACAUGAGCAUCUGUGGGGAGAAUGAAAACUGCUCUCCUGGCGUGGGGGCCUGCUUUGGACAGACCCGCAUCAGUGUGGGCAAGGCCAGCAAGAGACUGAGCUACGUGGAUCAGGUCUUACAGCUGGUGUACGAGGAUGGGUCCCCCUGUCCCUCCAAGACUGGCCUGAGCUACAAGAGCGUGAUCAGCUUCGUGUGCAGACCCGAGGCUGGGCCGACCAGCAGGCCCAUGCUCAUCUCACUGGACAAGCAGACCUGCACGCUCUUCUUCUCCUGGCACACACCGCUGGCCUGCGAGCAGGUGACAGAAUGUACUGUGAGGAACGGAAGCUCUAUUAUUGACCUGUCCCCUCUCAUCCAUCGCACUGGUGGUUACGAAGCAUAUGAUGAGAGUGAGGACGAUGCCUCUGAUACCAACCCUGACUUCUACAUCAACAUUUGCCAGCCACUAAACCCCAUGCACGGGGUGCCUUGUCCUGCUGGAGCUGCCGUGUGCAAAGUUCCUGUCAGUGGCCCCCCCAUAGAUAUUGGCCGGGUCACAGGACCACCAAUACUCAAUCCAGUAGCAAAUGAAAUUUACUUGAAUUUUGAAAGCAGUACUCCUUGCUUGGCGGACAAGCAUUUCAACUACACCUCACUCAUCGCGUUUCACUGUAAGAGAGGUGUGAGCAUGGGAACGCCAAAGCUGCUGAGAACCAGUGAGUGCGACUUCGUGUUUGAGUGGGAGACACCAAUCGUGUGUCCUGACGAAGUGAGGACCGAGGGCUGUGCCCUGACGGAUGAGCAGCUGCUCUACAGCUUCAACCUGUCUAGCCUGUCCAGGAGCACCUUCAAGGUGACUCGAGACUUGCGCACGUACAGUGUGGGGGUGUGCACCACAGCCGCCGGGCCAGACCAAGGAGGCUGCAAGGAUGGGGGCGUCUGUCUGCUCUCAGGCAGCAAGGGGGCAUCAUUUGGCCGGCUGGCGUCAAUGAGGCUGGAUUACAGGCACCAGGAUGAAGCAGUCAUUUUGAGUUAUGUGAAUGGUGACACUUGCCCUCCAGAAACUGAUGACGGCGACCCUUGUGUCUUCCCCUUCACAUUCAAUGGGAAGAGCUACGAGGAGUGUGUCAUAGAGGGAAGGGCGAAGCUUUGGUGUAGUAAGACGGCGGACUACGACCGGGACCACGAGUGGGGGUUUUGCAGACACUCAACUAGCCACCGGAUGUCUGCCAUUAUAUUUAAGUGCGACGAAGAUGAGGACAUUGGGAGGCCACAGGUCUUGAGUGAAGUCCGUGGGUGUGAGGUGACAUUUGAGUGGAAGACAAAGGUGGUCUGCCCUCCAAAGAAGAUGGAGUGCAAGUUCAUCCAGAAGCACAAAACCUAUGAUUUACGGCUGCUGUCCUCCCUCACUGGGUCCUGGUCCCUGGUCCAUGAAGAAGCCUGGUACUAUAUAAAUCUGUGCCAGAAGAUAUACAAGGGGCCCCUUGACUGUUCUGAUAGAGCUAGCGUUUGCAGAAGGAGCCCAACUGGGAGAGUCCAGGUCCUGGGACUGGUUCACACACAGAAGCUGGAUGUCAUAGAUGACAGAGUUAUUAUCACUUACUCAAAGGGUUAUCCAUGUGAUGGCAAUAAGACCGCUUCCUCCGUGAUAGAAUUGACCUGUGCAAAGACGGUGGGCACACCCACGUUCAAGAGGUUUGACAUCGACAGCUGCACCUACUACUUCAGCUGGGAGUCCCGGGCUGCCUGCGCUGUGAAGCCCCAGGAGGUACAGAUGGUGAACGGGACCAUCACCAAUCCUGUAAACGGCAAGAGCUUCAGCCUCGGAGAUAUUUAUUUUAAGCUGUUCAGAGCCUCUGGGGACAUGAGGACCAACGGGGACAACUACCUGUACGAAAUCCAGCUUUCUUCCAUAACGAGUUCCAGGAACCCGGCCUGCUCUGGGGCCAACAUAUGCCAGGUGAAGCCCAACGACCAGCAUUUCAGCAGGAAAGUUGGAACCUCUGAUAAAAUCAAAUACUAUCUUCAAG